AUGGGAGUAAAGAUGUCGGUUGCAAGAAGUAUGCGCCGAGCUCAACAAACGCAAGACAUCUUGGAAGCGAUGGCUAAAGACGAUUUCGAUGAGCUCAAGAGAUUAGCAAAACGUCCUGAAGGCUUCGUAGAUGAUAAGCUGAGACAAUAUGUGUGGUAG
Messenger RNA from Mucor velutinosus, 159 nucleotides. RefSeq lists its product as uncharacterized. The transcript is spliced from 2 exons. NCBI's taxonomy places the organism in Eukaryota, Fungi, Mucoromycota, Mucoromycetes, Mucorales, Mucoraceae. The coding region runs from base 1 to 159 and encodes 52 amino acids. The record is from RefSeq and is a predicted model, not a curated record.